CAGUUACCAUGUCCAAUAUCACAGCAAAAUGGAUAGUAAUAGAAAAUAUAGAGAAAAAAAAUUAGUGCUCGUUCGUUCCUACAUGUUUACGGUAUACCGCAUGAAAUAAAUCCGGUUAUCGAGGUGUUAAAUAAUUCUCCACCGAAGAUAAUUCAUAUAAAAUCGUCCUAUUGGACACCGCAUCCCUUAAAAACGUCCUCAACAUGCUCUAGCUAAGCAUUAAGUGAAGAUCGAAAAAACGCAUAAGCUAGAGUACUGAGAACUUCCAAUAGCCAAUAAACAAAUAACAAAAAAAGAAAAUAAACAAUGCAAAGUUGGGGUCAAUGGCAAGUGCCACCGACUGGUCCAGCUGCUGGACCGAUGCCACAACCACCAGCGGCUCCAGGUUAUCCUUCUUCUGGCACUGAUCCCAUGGCAACAAUGCAAGCAUAUAUGCAAUAUUAUAAUCAACCAGCUCCUAGCGGAUAUACGGCUGAACAAUGGGCCGCAGCUCAACAACAAAAUUGGGCCCAAUGGCAACAAUGGCAGCAACAAUAUCAACAAUGGCAAGCACAAUAUGGUGCAAAGUAUCAAGAAUCUAUGAAACAGAUGUCAAGUAUCACUGGUAUUUCAACAUUGCAACCGCCUCCACUUCCUAAAGAAGAUUUUUCGACUAAACCACCUUUGCCACCUGAAAAUAUAAACCAAAACAUUGGUAUACCCCCGCCUACCCACAAUAACUUUCCAUUUUCGUUUAAAACAAACGUAAAUCCUCCCUUGCCACCUGGGCAACCACCACCACCCCCUGACAAUCCUCCGCCGUCUGAUAAUGAUUUAACCGGUAUUAAACGUAGUGCUAAUGAUCUUCUCAAUACUAGUAGUGCUAAAAAAUCCAAGAGUGAAGACGAUGAACUCACUGAUGCUGAAAAAACAUUUGACGCCCAAUUUAAACAAUGGGAAGAACAAUUUAAUAAGUGGAAACAACAGAAUGCUAAUCAUCCGGACAAGGCACAGUACAAGCAGUACGAAGCAAAAUGGACAUCAUGGCGGGAAAAAUUAAUUGAGCGGCGUGAACAAAUGAGAAAGAAACGAGAGGCGCAAAAAGCUAAAGCUGAAGCUGAAAAGAAAAAAUCAUUACCUGGUGGUGAUAAAUUACUUAAUAUAUUAUCAAAUACUGAAAAUCAAGGAUUGAUCAAUAACUUAUUGGGUAUUGGAAAAACACUUGGGUUGUCUGGUAAAGAAGCACCAUCUGUUCAAAGUAGUCAACCAACAUCAACUGUGACUUCGGUAAAUUUACCAGUACAGACAACAGCGCAGUCAGUAAUGCCGGGAAUUCCAGCUCCGAUGGCAGCUGACGUAAGUCAACAAGCUUGGGCUGCUCAACAAUGGGCUCAAUAUAACAUGGCUGCCAUGGGUGUUCCGCCGUACACAAGUUAUCCACCUCCAGUACUGCCACCACCAACUCAACAGCUAGGUGCUGCUCCAAAUCCACUUGGCUACAAUCAAGCAAUGGCUCCACCGGCCAAUCCACUUGGCAAUUUUUCUCAACCACCGCCGGGAUUCCCGUCCAAUACAAAUACAUUUUCUCAACCAUCAUCCGGAGGAUCAUCAGGAAAUCAGAAUGCGCCAUUUAAAUCUGAUGAUAACUCAAAUGUGCCAUUUAGAAAUGAUCAAUCAUUCAACAAUCGUUUCGGUUCAAAUGAUUCAAAUAAUCGUCAAAACCAAGAUGGUAAUGGGCAAUUUCGAUCCAAUGAUUCAUUCAAUCGUGACAGUGGUUCAAACCGAUUUAAUCAAGACGAUCGCAAUAAUUUUUCGGGUGAUCGCAAUAACUCCAAUUUCAGACGCGAUGGGCCACAAGGUCGGGACUUUGGAUCCGAUAAUCGAUCGAAUGAUUAUCGUUCAGGAGAUUCGUUUGGAUCUAAAGAUCGAUCAAACGAUAGAAACUUUGGUGACAAUAGAUUUUCGAGAGAUGAUGGAAAAUCGAGAGAUCAAGACCGAUUUGGAGGAUCUAAUAGGGAUUCGUUUAACUCUGGUUUUGAUCGCGGGUCAGGACCAAAUAAUCGAGGAUCGAUGGAUUCGGAAGAUCGCUUUGGUAACAAUAAAUUUAAUGAUGAUCGAUUUGGUUCUGAUAGAUUUAAUUCAGGAUCAGAUAGAAGAGACAACUUUGGUAACUCAAAUAAUCGUAAUCAAGGUAGAAAUAAUAAUAAUAAUAACAAUAAUAAUAAUAAUAAUAAUCGUUUUGAUUCGUCUGAUGACAUGCCACCAGAACUUAAAAAAUUAAUGGAAAAGCGACGAUCUGCUAUGGAUGUAUUCAAACCAUCAGGUUCCUUUUUGGCACCUGAUAAAUCCGACACUAAUUUCGGUUCUUUAAGUGAUAGUUUCAAAAAAAUUACUGGUGAUUCACCAUUUUUGCCUCGAAAUCGUUCUAAUGACUUUGGCCGAAGUUCUUUCUCUGAUAAUAAAGGAUCAUUUUCUGACAAUUCCAGAGGUCCAGGAUCUUUUGCUCCUAAUAAUGACCCAGACAGAGACAGAGAUAGAUUUCGUGAUGAUUUUCGCUCUCGAGGAUCUGAUUUCCGUCACCGUGGAUCUGACGACUUCAAUGAUCGUUCGGAUAAUACAGGACCACGUGGAUCGAACGAUUUUGGUCCUCGUGGCAGAGAUUUUGGACUGAGAGGAUCUGAUUCUGAUUUUGGCAAAGAUCGUGGGUUUGGAAAUUUCAUGAGUCGAUCAAAAACACCUCCUAAAGAAGAUUUAACACAAGCUGAUUUCCAUAAACCACCCCCUUUGAUGGAAGGACGUCAAUCAAUGCCGGACAAUCGCCAAUCAAUGACUGACAACCGCCAAUCAAUGCCGGACAAUCGCCAAUCAAUGCCGGACAAUCGGCAGUCAAUGUCGGACAACCGUCAACCAAUGCCGGAUAAUCGGCAAUCAAUGAUGGACAACCGUCAAUCAAUGACAGACAAUCGUCAAUCAAUGACGGACAACCGUCAAUCGAUGACAGAAGGACGUCAACCAGGAAUAGAAGAACGACCAUCUUUGAUAGAAGGACGUCCACCUGUGUCUGAAGAACAUUCAUUGAUGAAGGAAGGAUAUUCAUCGCUAAUAAGUAACCAGUUACCCGGAGAAGAAAAACAGUUGCCUGUAGUUAAUGAAAAUGAAAACACAAGUAAAUCCGUUACAGAGUCUAUACCGAGCCUCCCGGGUAUGGAUGUGCCACCGUGGAUGGAUCCUCAGAUCAUGCAAAAUCGUCCCCUUGACAAAGAUCAUACUGUAGCUGAAACUUCUUUCCCGAUUGCUGAAAGAAUAACAGAGUCAAAUAAUUCUGCUCCAAAUGAUGAAACUCUUAAGAGUCAGACCAUAAAACUUACGGAACCUGAAAAAAAAUUAGAUGUUUUGCCAUUUAUGGGUGAAAAUGAUCCAAAACCGGAAGAUCUCAAUAUGGAGCCACCACCUGAGUUACCGAACUUAGGUCCAGUCAAUAGAACUUAUGAAACAAAAGAACAAGCAAGAGCCUUUGAUUCUAGUUCCAAUGAUCGACCUUUUGAAAAAAGAGAUACUGGAUCUGACUCUUUCGGCAAUAAAGAGCAAAAAUCGUUUGAGGCUAAAGAUUCUGAUCUAAGAGAAUCUAGAGAAACUACUAAUUUUGACUCUAAGAGAUCUGAUUCAUUCGGGCCUAGAGGAUCUGAUACAUUUGGACCUCAAGGCCCUGAUUCGUUUGACUUUAGACGGCCUGAUCCAUUUGGACUUAAAGGGCCCGCUCCAUUCGGACCCAAAGAACCUGACACAUUUGGACCUCGAGGAUCUGAUUCAUUUGGACCUAGGGGAUCUGAUUCAUUUGGGCCUAGAGGCUCUGAUGCGUUUGGCCCUAAAGGGUCUGAUUCAUUUGGACCGAGAGGAUCUGAUCCAUUUGGACCUAAAGGAUCUGAUUCAUUUGGACCGAGAGGAUCUGAUCCAUUUGGACCUAAAGGACCUGAUUCAUUUGGACCGAAAGGAUCUGAUUCAUUUGGGCCAAGAGGAUCUGAUCCAUUUGGCCCUAGAGGAUCUGAUUCAUUUGGAUCUAGAGAAUCUGAUUCUUUUGGACCUAGAGGACCUGAUUCUUUUGGACCUAGGGGACCUGAUUCAUUUGGUCCUCAAGGAUCUGAUUCGUUUGGACCCAGAGGAUCUGAUUCAUUCGGACCCAGAGGACCUGAUUCAUUCGGACCUAGAGGUUCUGCGCCAUUUGGACAAAGAGGGCCUGAUUCAUUUGAACCCAGAGGAUUUGAUUCGUUUGAACCUAGAGGGCCUGAUUCGUUUGGACCUAGGGGCUCUGAUUCGUUUGGACCCGGAGGACCUGGUAUGUUCGGACCCAGAGGACCCGGUCCGUUUGGACCAAGAGGACCUGACUCAUUCGGGCCAAGAGGGCCUGACUCUUUUGGUUCUAGAGGACCUGAACCGUUCGGACCAAGAGGUAAUGACUCUUUUGGACCCAGAGGCCCAGAUUCAUUUGGGCCUCGAGGACCCGCACCAUUUGGACCUAGAGGACCUGAUCCGUUCGAAUCUAGAGGGCCUGACUCUUCGAAUUUCAGAGGUUCUGAUUCAUUUGGACCUAAAGGGCCCGAUUCAUUUGGGCCUAGAGAUCAAGGUGACAAUAAAUUUUCACCAUUUGGUCCUCAGUCUAUGAAUAAUCAAAGAGGCAAUUCAUUACUUACAGGCCCUGGUGGACUUAACGAUGAUCUUUUUAACAUGAGGAAUCUUAAUGAGCCAUUCUUGAAUAAUCGAGGACCCGACGAUUUCGGUUUUCGUCCACAAAACACUGGACCACCGUUCAAUGUACGCGAAUUUACUGAUCUGCCAUUUGGAUCACAUUGUGUUGAUAAACCCGCUCCACUUCGUGGACUCAAUGAAAAAGCUUUCGGCCCUAUUCCAAGUGUUGUUGAGCAACCAAAAAUUCCAUCACUUUUAUCCGUUAAAUUUGAUCCGCCAAUAGGAUUAUUGAAUGAACCUCGCAAUGAAAUAUUAAAAGACAGUCCUCUAGAUUCAUCAAAUCGACCUUUUGGUCUGAAUUCUCUACCCGGAUCAGGGCCACCAUUGGGUCCAGAGAGAGAUCAUCCAAUGCGAUCAAACUUCCCUAUAAAUGAUUUUUCUCCUCGUGAUAAUCCUGUAUCAUUAUUAGGGCCAGCUCCUGGAUCCGGGCCUGGACCUUUCUCAUCUUCAUUUGGACCAAUGCAGGGCCCCAAUGACAUGCAAUCUGGCUUUAAUAAGCCUUCAUUACAAAUGGAUAAUUCGUUUUCACGACGCAUGGGAAGUCAACCUGGUCAUAGACGCGAUGGGCCUAUGCAUCCAUCAUUCUGUAUUGAAAAGCAAUUUAAUUAUAAUCACGGCGAUGGAGCACCUAAUGAAGUAUUUAAUGAUUACAAACCAUCAAAGGUAACAGAUUAUGGUCAUAUCCGUCGUCCAACUGGUCAAGAUUAUAUUACACCAGUACAAUGCUUCGAUUACGGUCACGGUAGAUUGAAACCGAUUGUUCCUGAUCAUGAAAUUUAUCCAAGAAUGGACUUUAAACACUGGGUUGAUAAUGAACACAAUCUUAAAGAAUACAAUGAUGGAUUCUUAGCUUACAAAGAACGCCAGAAUAGAUCAAGAAAAGCUGAUAAAAAUCUUAGAACAGAACCAACUCAUGUUUGGAGACAUGAAGAACGCAGGAGAUUUAGUGACCAUUAUUCGUCACGAGAUAGAGAAGAUCGAAGGGAUAAUCGUGGAAAAGACAGUCGAGAAGACAAACGAGGAGACAGCCGGGACGAUAGAAGAGGAGAAAGUCGUGAAGAUAGACGAGGAGACAGUCGCGACGACAGAAGAGAAGACAGACGACUAAGUAGUUGGGAAGAUAGACGAGAUAGUCGUAGAGACAGAAGUGGUGACCGAGGAAAACGGGACUCAGGACAUUACAAGGAUCAUUCUGGGCAUUCGAAAGAUUCUAAAGACCAUAAGGAUACUAAAGAUUCAAAGGAUCAUAAGGAUCACCGGGAUAAAAAAGAUCGUCAGCCAUCUUGGGAAAUUGAAAUCGAAAAACUUAGCGAAGAGACUGCACGAAAAAAUGCUGGCGAAGACAGGACACGUGAUAAGUCGAAUCGAACUCAAAAGGAUACUAAUACUGAAAUAAAAAAAGAUGAAGAAAGAUCUAAAGGAAAUGUAAGCCGACAGGAGAAUUCCACAAACAAUUUCGCCGACUCAACUAAUCAGGAAUCGAGUCAAGAUGCUUCGAAAUUUGAAUCAAAGUCACCGCCUAGGACAAUGGAAUUGGCGAAGACAUCAAAUCUCACGAUGGUUGAUGAUUUACUGUUUCCACCAGGUCGUCAGAACCGACCACCAAAAAUAGCAAUCAUCCUGCGAGGACCACCUGGAAGUGGAAAAUCUUUUGUUGCUAAACUCAUUAAGGAUAAAGAACUAGAACAAGGAGGUUCAGCGCCUCGUAUUCUCAGUUUAGACGAUUACUUUUUAACUGAAAAAGAAGUAGAAAGUACUGAUGAUAAUGGAAAAAAAGUUGUUAAUAAGGAAAUGGUAUACGAGUAUGAGGAUGGAAUGGAGCCUAGUUAUUUAACAUCACUAGUCAAAGCUUUCAAAAAAAAUAUUGUCGACGGAUUUUUCAAUUUCAUAAUUCUCGAUUCUAUUAAUGAAAAAAUUUCAGACUAUGAAGAAAUGUGGAGUUUUGCUAAAUCGAAAGGCUUCAGGGCAUACGUUUGUGAAAUGGAUAUGGACGUUCAAAUUUGUUUAAAACGUAAUAUUCAUAAUCGAACUGAAGAUGAAAUCAACAGAAUCAUUGAUUAUUUCGAGCCGACACCAAAUUAUCAUCAAAUACUAGAUGUCUCAUCAUUGCUACAAGAUGAAGCCAUCGAGCAGGUACAAAUGGAAGAAGUUUCACCAAUUCCCGAUAAUAAAAAAAACACUGAUACUAAUGAAGACAGCCAGGAUAGUCAAGAAGGACAAGAUAAUUCACUGGGCGUGAGCAAGUGGGAAAAAAUGGAAGCCGAAGAUAAAUUAGAUCGUUUGGAUGGUUUGGCAAAAAGAAAAAACGACGGCAAACCUCAGACAAUGGAAGACUUUUUACAAGUUCCUGAUUGUUAUGACAGGGAAGAUUCUACAGGAAAAAAACGCGUCCGUUGGGCUGAUUUAGAGGAACGUAAACAGCAAGAAAAAAUGCGCGCAGUUGGUUUUGUUGUUGGGCAAACAAAUUGGAAUCGUAUGAUGGAUCCUACAAUGGGCAGCAGCGCUCUCACACGGACCAAGUUUUACAACUCGAAGGUUCAAGACCUACAUAAUUGAACGGAUAAUUAUCGCGAUAAUUUAGAAACAAUAAAUAGUAAUUUUUUUAAAAAAUAACUUUAAGAAAAGUUAGUAAAUUAUAAAUGUUAAUUGAGUCGUUUUAAAUAACAUUAAAUUUGUAAUAUGAAUUAUAUUAAUUAUAAUUACUAAUAAUUACUCAGUAUCGAUUGUGAAAAUGGAGAUUGCUUUUUAUAGUAUAAAAUUCAUUCAUUUUAAUCAUGCAAUUAAUAAAAAAAAUAAUAUUAACAUCAAUCAUUCCAUAAAUCGAAAACAAAACCCAAAA
Messenger RNA from Microplitis mediator, 7561 nucleotides. RefSeq lists its product as uncharacterized. Bases 307 to 7278 code for a protein of 2323 amino acids. Gene Ontology annotation, biological process: regulation of telomere maintenance. The transcript is spliced from 16 exons. The record is from RefSeq and is a predicted model, not a curated record. NCBI's taxonomy places the organism in Eukaryota, Metazoa, Arthropoda, Insecta, Hymenoptera, Braconidae. Gene Ontology annotation, cellular component: nucleus.